AUGAGCAAGGAUAUUGGGGAUAUCGUUAAAGACUGUCUGCAAUGUGCUAAACACAGAACGGACAAAGCGGAACCCAUGGUUUCAUCAGUUACACCGGAACGCCCGUGGAAGGAGGUCGGAACUGAUCUAUUCUACUGGAAAGGCAAUAACUAUGUCUUGGUGGUUGAUUACUUUUCGCGCUACAUUGAAAUUAGCAAACUCAUGGGCACUACGUCACACAUCGUGGUUGAUCACCUGAAAUCCAUAUUCGCUAGACAUGGAAUACCAGAAAUUGUGCGGUCGGAUAAUGGCCCCCAAUAUUGCUCUGAUGUAUUUCGUCAGUUCUCUGCGGAGUACGGAUUUGAACACGUGACAAGUAGCCCUCGAUACGCCCAGAGCAACGGAGAGGCGGAAAGGGCAGUGCAAACUGUCAAGAGACUGUUGGCCGAAUCGAAAGACCCGUAUCUUGCAUUGCUCUCGUAUAGGACCACACCGCUCGAAACAGGACAAUGUCCUGCCGAACUAUUGAUGGAAAGGAAGUUACGUUCAACACUAGUGACACACCCAUCGCUCUAUAAACUCCAAUGGAGAAGUGAUACGUUCCGGAAACGUGAUACAAGUGAGAAGCAAAUUCAGAAAAGAAACUAUGACAAACGUCACAGAGCACAUGCUCAACAGGAGCUUAAGCCUGGCGACAACGUCUGGGUUAAAGGUACAAAAGUACCUGGAGAGGUGAAGUCAAACCAUCCAACACCCAGGUCCUACAUCGUAAAAACACGCCAGGGAGAAAUAAGGAGGAAUCGCAGAUUCUUGGUAAAAACGCAUAGCCCCAUAACGAUUGAACUAAUGGAAAGUGCACAUGAUGAAGAGUCACCGACAACCGACUAUGGAAGCCAUGAGUUGCCUCGAGACGACGCUUCCGAUUAUCCAGCAGUCACACGUACACGAUCUGGACGAAUAUCCAAACCACCCGAUAGACUGGAUUUAUAA
Messenger RNA from Ylistrum balloti, 969 nucleotides. RefSeq lists its product as uncharacterized. Gene Ontology annotation, biological process: DNA integration. The transcript has a single exon. NCBI's taxonomy places the organism in Eukaryota, Metazoa, Mollusca, Bivalvia, Pectinida, Pectinidae. Gene Ontology annotation, molecular function: nucleic acid binding. Bases 1 to 969 code for a protein of 322 amino acids. The record is from RefSeq and is a predicted model, not a curated record.